Molecule: messenger RNA, 702 nt
Organism: Lottia gigantea (owl limpet)
Lineage: Eukaryota; Metazoa; Mollusca; Gastropoda; Lottiidae
Exons: 6
Molecular function (GO): protein binding
Source: RefSeq, a predicted model, not a curated record
GAAGCGUCUGCUAGCUGGCCACCCUGUAUACGAGUGAUGGUGAACCAAUCAGAAUGUCUAGAUAUUGGUGAUUUAUUUAUAGUAACAUGUACAGGUGGUACGAUUGGUCGAGAGAAAGGAAAGAAUCAUGUGAUCGAGAUAAACAAUAUUAAUAUUAGUCGGGUGAGUAAGCCACGUAUUUUUGAAAUGAUCUUAGUGCUACGACAUCCUAGACACAGUAAUCAUUGUAGUCUAAGGUUUGAUUAUACCAACAAUCAGUAUGUGGUAAAAGAUGAUGGUAGUCAACAUGGUACUUUUAUUAAUAAUAUUAGAUUGUCUCAGGCACAUGAAGAGAGUACAGAGAGGGGAAUAACUCAUGGUGAUGUAUUAAAGCUGGGUACAACAGAGUUAUUGUUACAUAUUCACCCGGGUACAGACACCUGUACAGACUGUGAACCUGGGGAGGUCAAGGCCAGGGUCAAGCUUGAGCAAGCAAGAAAAUAUAUAAUUUCAGUUCUAAUGACUGCCAAAGAGAAGAAAAAACAGCAAAAACUAGAAUUGAAAAGUAUUAAAAAACGAUAUGGAUUAAAGAAUAUGAAUUUUGAAGACAAUGAAGCGAUAAGCAAUCCGGCAUACGAGGACAAGGCUGCUACUAGAAGAAAACAGGUCGGAAGCGACGGACCAGGACAUAAGUCUGAGGCUCCUGCAUCUGUUCAUAAGUAG